AUGGCUUUGAAUGUGGCACAAGCCGAGGAGCUGCGGCGCCUGGCUGCUGAUGUCAACGAUGCCGUCGAGGCCCGCAUUCGGGGGGAAAGGGGUGCGAUCGAAAGGAUUCGAAGGACUACGCAGAGUGUUCAGAUGUCCGGCAUGGGCCCGUUUGAGUAUUGGGCACACCAGUUGUGGCAGCCAUUGAAGAACAUUUGUCUUGUGAUGGCACAGGAAAUGGGCGUACUUCCUCGACUCAAUGCACACGAUGGCCCGGCGACUGCGCAAGACAUCGCCAGGAGUCUUGGCUCGGAAGAUCUAUUGAUAUCCCGUCUGCUGCGCGUUCUCACAUCCGUCGGGAUCGGCGAAGAGGUUGCCGCGAACACGUACAAGUCCAACCAGAUUAGUGAAAUCGCAGCAAGCGCAGGAGGCCAAGCAGGGGUUAAAUUUCUGAAUGAGCUGCUGUUUUCCGUGGCAGCACGAAUCGUUCCGUACAUGCGAGAGCAUGGAUUCAAGCAGUUUCCGCAGCGACCACAGGAGAUGGAUCCCACCCAGUUUGCCUUUGACGGACGAAUGAUGUGGGACUAUCUCAAAGAUACGCCCGAGAUGAAGAAUUCCUUCGAUACACUCAUGCGAGAGAACCGUUCGGGGAAUAAGCCGUGGUUUACGAUCUACCCCUUUGCAGCGGAGAUGGGCGCGGCAUGUCAAGAUGCAAAUGAGGUGUUACUCGUCGAUAUUGGCGGUAAUCGUGGCGCCGAUAUUCUGGACUUUCAUCAAACGCAUCCGGAUCUGCCAGGCCGUCUCAUUCUGCAGGACCUCCCCGAGACCAUUGCAAACGUGGACAAGGCGGCGAUGAGUGGGAUUGAACUGCAGCCAUAUGACUUUUUCACGCCACAACCAGUCCAGGGCGCCAAGGCCUAUUUCUGGCGCUGGAUUCUGCACGAUUGGGACGAUGCGUCGAUUCGCAAAUUCCUCGACAACACCAUCCAGGCCAUGAGUGCAGAUAGCAGGCUGUUGAUUGAGGAGUUUGUUCUUCCCGACACUGGAGCAGACGCCAAGGCCAGCCACUUGGACAUUAUGAUGAUGCUGUAUCAUUCUGGCAUGGAGCGCACACUGAGCCAAUGGCAGGCACUGCUCACCAGCUGUGGGCUCCGCAUUGUCAAGGUCUGGACGCGACCGGAUACCGAUUCCAGUGUAUUAGAGUGCAAGACACCUCCCUCCACUACCAAUACCACUACCUCCACCUCUACCGUACUCACCGUUCCGCUUUCUCCGAAUUUCUCACGUCUUCGCCGACCAGCGCCCAACCCUCGAUCACCGUCAACCCGCUUCGACACGCUCACCGAGACUGCAGCCAUAUAUCCCGGAAGCGGCAUCACCUUCAAGAUCAUCAAAAUGCAGGCAACACGACGCCUGCUGCAGCACCGUCAGCCCAUGAUCAAGUUCCUUGGCAAGCGCUCCAUACCACAGCAACUUGAUCACACUCCCAAGCCCCACCCCGAAUCUCCUUCCCACCAUCUCCCGUCAUCAUUCGCAAACUACAGACAACAGGCGACUCAACACGGACCUCUCAAGAGUGGCUCGGCACCGGCAGGCGGACCAAGUGCCGCUCCUGUCAACCCAUAUGGAGCAAUUGGAGGCAAGAGCGCGAAGGAACUGGGGCCCAUCAAGCUCGCAAAGGGUGAGGUCGCGAACAGGAGUGAUCUGCCCAAGCGUUUCCACAGGACGGCUUGGAGUCAGGCGGAGAUUGAAGCGAUUGAGAGCGGAGGCGCGAGCAUGUUCGCUUGAGAGGUGGAAGACGAAUUGCGCAUGAUGAAGAUGUGCAUACGGUAUACCAGAAUACGCGAUGCGAUACAAUAUCGUAGGGACCGGUAUAGGAGAAGCGCAGAACCCUGCGUAGCGAUAUCGAGUCCAUCGAGAGAACUACCCACAUGGCCUCGACUUCGACGCGUGGAGAUGAUCAUGAAUGAAGAUGAGGUAUAUUAUGGAACGGUGGGAAGUCGGUACAGCAGGCGGUCCGAACUCUUGUGCAUUAUCAGUCGGGCACGCUCAUAGUGAAAGAAAAGAAAAUAAAGCUCUGCCACGAAUGGCAUCAAGAAAUGUUGUCUGCCGUAGUCUUCAGUUUUCCAUCACCACUUGACAGACGAAAAGCAGCGACACGGCGGUGCAUGCUGGCUACACAUGUCUGCGCAGUGUAGCUGCUGCUUCUCGAGAUACCUGUAGGAUCCUACCUUACCUAUCUACCUGACUGACCCCUCAUGAACAUUCACCUCGACCUUGAUGUUCGCCGGAGGAUGGCUCAGCGCCCACCGAAUCCCAUCAUGCAUCACCCGAUCAUAAUCUCGACACAGCGACAACUUUUGCACCCCAAAUCUCCGAAAGCCAUGCGGCACACCCUUGAAGAGAUGCACAUCGGUCGGCACACCAUUCUCCGCCAGCACAUUUGCAUACAACAAUGCCUCGUCCCUCAGGGGAUCCAGCCCGGCGAUUCCAAACGUGGUCGGAGGGAGUCCGUGAACUUCUUCGGGUGAUGCAGCAAGGAUGUUGACACGGCGAUCCGAGGCGAGAGGAGCUUGGGAGUGGACCAGGUCGUUGAACCAGUUGAUCUUGCUCACGGGGAGCACUGGCGCGAAUUCGUUUUCUUGGUACGAGGAUCGAUGGUGCAUGUCACUCCGAUGUUUGAGUUGAUCUUCGUGUGCCAUGUGUGCGAGGCCCGGGAUCAUGAGGACUUGUCCUUUGAUAUUCGCAAACGAGGAUGCGUUCUCGCGCUUCUUGGUCAGUGUCAGGGCUGCUGCGAGGUGUCCGCCUGCCGAUACGCCGCCUACGACCACGUGUGUGGGAUCUCCGUGGAAGGAUUUCGAGGCAUGAGCGACGACCCACUCGAAUGCAUCUUCCGCGUCGUGCCAUGCGGUGGGAUAUUUCCAUUCGGGAGAAUGGCGGUAGUUGAGGUUGAAGACGACGACAUCGGAUGCGAGGGCUAUCCGUGCACACGUUGCGUCUUCGGAGUCGAGCGUGCCGAAGAGGAAGCCUCCUCCGUGAAAAUGAAUGUAGAUGGGAAGGGUGAUGUGCAGUGGUAUGGUCGUGGGUCGAUAGCUGCGAGCGGAGAGGAUAUGGCCAUCCCGGGCGGGUACAGAGUGGUCCUGGAGGGAGAUUUGGUCUUUGAGAAGACUAAACUCCUCUCGCGAGGUCAUCUCGCGCCCUUGAUUUGUGGCUUUCUUGAUCUCUUCGACGCUGCUCGAGUCGGGUGGGCUUGCGGGAAGUGUUGCCAAUACAUCGAGGAGCUCUUGGCUUGCGCCGCCAUACUGCGAGAAGUCGCUCAUUAUGAUCGAAUGUGAAUUGUGAUUUCUGCGUUCUGGUCAACGGUUGGACUAUUUGUACCUACCUGAUUCACCUACAUGUACCACAAGACAUCUUGAGAAGAGGACCCAGAACUACAUGUAAGGGCGAACUGGAGCUUCCCCGCUUUUCCAGCUUGCGUCAUUGGUCAGCUCAGGCAUGGUUGUCGAGAUGUCGAAAUUUGGAAAUUUCCUAGCAACAUCUGUAGCUGUGUAAGGGUCUUGCUGUCUUGCUUGGAAUCAAAGACCUUGACAUUCACUUCAACAAGUGCCUAUUUAGUCUCCUUCAUUUGCUUCAGCAACUUGAGCAACGGCAGAGGACGGGCGAACUAGGAGUGAGACGGGUUCCUUGAUGAGCUGUCGAGUGCCACAAGUCCAAGCAAUACAUAGGUACCUAGUCGUUCUUUCGAAGCGAUGAAAGGAGUGAGUAUGCACUGUCAGUCAGAUCAGGCUGCUGGGAUCGGAGCACUUGCUCAUUGAGAAUCUCAUACAUAGAUACGUGCACAUUGCAUGCGGUCGCUCAAAGGACCCGCAAGAACAAAUCCGGUGUAGUGCUACUGCUGCUGCGGCGGCGGCGGCGGCCGUCUUCUCCGUUCCCUCAUCUCAGGCUGCUGCUGGGGGGCAGCAGCACCAGACCUCUCUUGUGCCUGUUUCGGUCGCGCCCUCUCCUGUGGUUGUGCCCUUCGUUUUUGUGCAGGCGCCUGCUCCAUCUCUGAAACCGGCUGUUUCGGAACUUUGAUACUUGCUUCCCUCGCUUCUCGUACCUCCUUCUUACUCAAGCCCAGUGUUUCGGCAUAUUCGCCGAAUGCGAGCAGGAUCUGUUCCAGCCCCGUCUUGAGCACGUCCAGUAGUUCAUCAACUGCUGCGAUAUUUCUGUCUCGCUCUUGCAGAAAUUCGACGUCUGUCCAGUGUGGUUGUACUUCUUGGACAUACCUCUCAACGGCUAUGAUCGUUGAUGUAAAGGUCCGCGUAAUGUUGGCGAUGUCCUUCUGCGCUUGACCGUAGUCGUCUUCUUUCAAAGACAGAACCGCAAGUUGGCUCAGCGACUUGGCAGCAUGCAUGAUGGUGGUCUUCUGACUACUCGGAGUGCCAAAAACGACUGCAUUGACCUUCUUCGCAAAAGUCUGGCGAAAAGGGAUGCCGAUUGGCAUUUUCAAUAGCUCCACCAGCUGACCACUAGCUUGCCUCUCCAGGUGCUGAGGUCGCAGGCGUUCUUGAUACUCCUGUGGCAGGACUUGGUCUUUACUCCACUCGAUCGCUCUCUGCGCGCGAGGGAGGAUGGGAUUGUGAGCGCCAGGCUGUUGUCCCAUAGAUCGAGCCAGGUUACCAACCGUAUUGUAGAAGUCGGGUUUCCGGCUCGGACUUUGUAGAGCACCGUCGUUGAUGACUUGGCGAUCGGCAAUUCUUUGCAGUCCCAUGUCAACUUGGGCAUGUGGCAUGACUGGCGGCUGCUGAGCGCGUAUGUUCUGUUCAUCCUGCUGUUUUUGAUAUUCGGCGGGCUGGUUCGCCAGAUUGAUACGGCCUUGGACACUUUUGACUUCAUCCAGGCACAGCUUGCAGAUUUGCGACCACGUGCUGCCUGUACUGCGAUCGACUUCGGUGAAGAUGGUCUUUCGGCGUACUUCGUACUGCGUCGUGAUCAAGAAUAGCUCCCAUAACGCAAACGCCUUGUUGACUUCCUUCUUGCUCUUCAGGCCGGUCAGCAGACUUCCAUUGGGAUCCUUGCUCUUGUGUAGUAUGACGCCAUUCGCGUCCUGGACUUGGCUGGUCAAUGUCUGCCCCUUCCGCAGCGGUGGUUGCGAUGUAAAGACGUCGAAUGUGGCAUUGGACACUUCCCACAAUGAGACGAGCAUUAAGGAGGAGAACAACGCUUGCGGGACGAGUAAAGUGAGAUGCUGCACACCACUCGGGGCGGCGUUUGAUGGCAAAUCGCUGUAGAAGAUGCUGGCGAAGGAGUAUGUCACUCUCCAAGCAAAGCGUCUCAGGAUGGUGUAGUAAAUGGUGGGAGGGAAUAUGCAUAUGGCGAUGAUGGUCAGAUUGACCGACCUCGCGACUAUUGUCUUUGCCCUGGCGGCCAGUUCUCGAACCGGUGUGGGCAUACCACGUGCAUACGAGACAGCAGAAGUGUCCUCCUUUUCAUCCUCUCCAAUGCGGACUCGAUCGUAGUCGCGCCAGAAAUGCAACACACUCUGUGCCACGGCCAAGGUCGAAAACAUGCACCUCAACACAAUGGGAUUCUCAUUCAGUCGUGGCCUCACCCAGUUGGGGUCUCCCACAUCGACCAUGACCAAUUCAGCGGUACUGGCUCUCGACCAAAUAUAAAUCUCCCCAAACAGAAAGCCACUUCCCCAGUACCAGAAGAGGGUAUUGAGCGUGCUCGCCAGGGCCUUUGCACCCACCAAUUUUCCAUACAGCACCUGAGCCGGACUCGAGCUUGUUCGCUGUCCAAUGUGCAUGUUCGCCAGUCGCACAAUAAACACCAUCAGACAGGGCAUGAAGAGCAGCAGCGCUCGCAGACCUGCAGGACCGAAAGGGAACCAUGACCAGAAGAGGUGCGACGAGGUGGAGAGUAAGAAGGAGUCGAUGAGGCAGAGGAGGAGAGUGAUGCCGGCGGCGGAGCAGAAGCGGCGGUGCAGGGCGGGCGUGAGGAAGUCCUUGUACACUUUGAUGCGAUCCUGCUUCGGUGGUGCUGCUGCAGCGGAGCCUCGAGACGCGUGCUGGAGGAAGUUGGCGGAAGACGUCGUCG
This is a messenger RNA of Sphaerulina musiva SO2202, 6060 nucleotides long. RefSeq names its product S-adenosyl-L-methionine-dependent methyltransferase. Gene Ontology annotation, molecular function: O-methyltransferase activity. Bases 1 to 1767 code for a protein of 588 amino acids. The record is from RefSeq and is a predicted model, not a curated record. The transcript has 6 exons. Gene Ontology annotation, biological process: 2-oxoglutarate metabolic process. NCBI's taxonomy places the organism in Eukaryota, Fungi, Ascomycota, Dothideomycetes, Mycosphaerellales, Mycosphaerellaceae.